Messenger RNA from Pelodiscus sinensis (Chinese soft-shelled turtle), 5735 nucleotides. It is a transcript of the gene MBNL1, whose product is annotated as muscleblind like splicing regulator 1. Gene Ontology annotation, cellular component: nucleoplasm; cytoplasm. Lineage: Eukaryota; Metazoa; Chordata; Testudines; Trionychidae. Gene Ontology annotation, biological process: regulation of RNA splicing. The record is from RefSeq and is a predicted model, not a curated record. Gene Ontology annotation, molecular function: RNA binding; metal ion binding.
CUGAAUGGGGGAGGGGCAGUGCAGGCAGCAGCGGAAACCAGACAUUAGAGAUAAGAGUCUGCACAGCUAUAUGCAACAGUCUUUCACUGCAGCUGAGCGAGUUGUGGCUGUCAGAAUGCUCCUGUGACAGGGGACUGUCAGGCUCCAUUUCUAAUCUUUGUCAUCUUGCAAGAAUGAAUCCCACAAUGCCUUGGGCAUUCUGUCCACAGUCUGCUUGCCUCUGGAAAAAAAUGUGAGAGGUUGGUACUAAGAAGUGCCUUUCCUGACGUCUCUGCUGCUUGGAACCGCUUCUAGAGCAGUCUCUGCUUUUUGCCUUGCUUGCUGCCAGCUAGACUGCGACGACAGCACAUCCACCCUCCACCUCUAGCCCAGACACCCCCAUUUCUACUUAUAAUCAAGAGAAAAGCUCUAAGUAUCAGGCAUUGCCCUAGGCUGCUUUAGUAUAAAAAUAAGUUGGCUGAAAAAGUAAGAUAUCUUCUGCCAGGAAAUCAAGGAGAGGAAAAAAAAUUCUCGAUUGUUGCUCUAAACUGCUGCAUCUGUCUAUGCCAAACUAAUCAAUACCGAUUGCACCACAAAACUCGGUUGCAAAUUCAGCUGUGUUGGAGAUUACCUUUCAGAUAACUGUACUGAAAGCAGCUUGGAAAUUCUGUGUCAAAGGGUCUGCCACGUUUUCAUGCUUGCAUUUUGGGCUCCAAAUUGGCACUCAGAAUGGGUUAUUGAGAGCACAAGGCUAGUUUCAAGCCACACUUUUUAACAUUCAUCUUACUUAUGAACCUAGCAUUUCUUUAAGUACAAAACCUGUUUCAAUUAGCAUUUUCAUGCUGUGAAUUUCUAGUUGGAAACCUUUUCUUUGAUAUUGUGACAACACAAUUUUACAUGUACUUUUAAAGUAGAGAGUGGGGGGGAAAGUAUUUUGGAGGUGACAUUUUCAUCAUUUCCAGUCUAUCAGUUUGGCUGUUUGUUUGUUUGUUUCACUGAAAAUUUAAACUACCUGUAAAAAUCUAAACAUGGCUGUUAGUGUCACACCGAUUCGGGACACAAAAUGGCUAACACUGGAAGUGUGUAGAGAGUUCCAAAGAGGGACUUGCUCACGGCCAGACACGGAAUGUAAAUUUGCACAUCCAUCGAAAAGCUGCCAAGUUGAAAAUGGACGAGUAAUCGCCUGCUUUGAUUCAUUGAAAGGUCGAUGCUCAAGGGAGAACUGCAAAUAUCUUCACCCACCCCCACAUUUAAAAACACAAUUGGAGAUAAAUGGACGCAAUAACCUGAUUCAGCAGAAGAACAUGGCCAUGUUGGCCCAGCAAAUGCAACUAGCCAAUGCCAUGAUGCCUGGUGCCCCAUUACAACCUGUGAACUAUAUGCCUCAGUCAUUCCAAAAAAGAGGGGGGGAGGGAUCUCCAUAUUACAUCGACAUUGAUACCAAUUAUCAAUACCAAACAUUCAAGCCAAUGUUUUCAGUUGCACCAAGUUUAGCCACCAAUGCAUCAGCAGCCUUUAAUCCUUACCUGGGGCCUGUCUCCCCAGGCCUGGUCCCAGCGGAGAUCUUACCAACUGCACCGAUGCUGGUUGCAGGGAAUCCUGGUGUCCCCGUUCCCGCAGCUGCCGCUGCUGCCGCACAAAAAUUAAUGAGGACAGACAGACUGGAGGUAUGUCGAGAGUACCAGCGUGGCAAUUGUAACAGAGGAGAAAAUGAUUGCCGGUUUGCUCAUCCUGCUGACAGUGCAAUGAUUGAUACCAAUGACAACACGGUGACUGUCUGCAUGGAUUACAUCAAAGGAAGGUGCUCACGGGAAAAGUGCAAAUAUUUUCACCCUCCUGCACAUCUGCAAGCCAAGAUCAAGGCUGCCCAGUACCAGGUUAACCAAGCUGCAGCUGCCCAAGCAGCAGCUACUGCAGCUGCCAUGACUCAGUCGGCUGUCAAAUCACUGAAGCGACCCCUCGAGGCAACCUUUGACCUGGGAAUUCCUCAAGCUGUACUUCCCCCAUUACCAAAGAGGCCUGCGCUUGAAAAAACCAAUGGUGCCACCGCAGUCUUUAAUACUGGUAUUUUCCAGUACCAACAAGCUCUUGCCAACAUGCAGUUACAACAGCAUACAGCCUUCCUUCCACCAGGCUCAAUAUUGUGCAUGACACCCGCUACAAGUGUUGUUCCCAUGGUGCACGGUGCUACGCCAGCCACUGUGUCUGCGGCAACAACAUCUGCCACAAGUGUCCCCUUCGCUGCAACAGCCACAGCCAACCAGAUACCCAUAAUAUCUGCCGAACAUCUGACUAGCCACAAGUAUGUUACACAGAUGUAGACAUUUUCUCAUCAAACAAUCAUACUAAAGAGAAAAGGACAGUGUGCUUGGAUAGCGAAAAGGACACGAGCAUUAGCCAUAAUGUAUAUACCGUCAGGCCACAUACAUGACUCCCUCAGCAGUAAGACAUCCACAUACUGCAUGUUAACAAAAUGAAACAACAACUUGGAAAUCCACUGCACACUGUUGCCUAUAUACUUUGUACAUUUAAUUGAUAUUUGUGCUGAGGUGAUCUUACUGUCUAAAUCUACAACAUUGUCUAUCUUUUCUAGCACAGAGGUAUGCCUAUAUAUUUCAAUAUGCAUACAUAGUCUAUUUCCUACAUAAUCAUGUAUGUCAUCUUGAAAAGACAGACUAUGAUGUAAUCAUAAAUCUAUUAUGUAUUGGUACGUCUAUAGACCAAGAUAUAAUUUUUUAAAGUAAGUUUAUUUCUUUCAAGGUUUACAAAUAACAAAGGUGCACCUUGUAUUUAAAAUUGCCAUUAUAGAUGAGAGCGUGCAUGCACAGUAAUUUUUGUUUUAAGAGUAAUAUUUUUAAUGUAAUAGAUUGUAAGAAGUGGUAAGGGAGGUAUCUGACAGAUGAAUGUGCCAAGCAAAACCACAACUGUGUAUAUUUUAAAGCACAUCAAUGGCUUUAAGUACCAUGUUGUUAAGGAUUCUCAUGAAGUGCCAUAGACUGUACAUUAAAUUAGAGUAUUAUUUCUGCAGUGUUAUUUUCAGAGCCACAUUUUUGCUUAUGUUGUUAGUACCGUUCAGUCAAAGGCACCAUUCUGUUUCAAAACCAAAGCUGUCUCAGAAAUGGCCAAUUCUACCUUAUCAUAAAAAUAGACAAGAGAAAAACAAACUAUCAGUACAGAUUAAUUCAACACAUACCGGGACAUAUAAAUAUAUAUAAAAACUAUCUUAAACCAUUGUAGUAUAAUAUUUAUUCAUAUUAUACUGAAAUAUCUCAGUAUACAAAAGGGAAAAGCCAUUUCUGAGACACAAUAAAAAUAUUUGAGGAACUUAUUUUGCGUCUAUUUAUAGACUCUCAAAAGUCAAAAGACUAUAAAUGUUUGCAAAGAGAGGUUACAAUUUUGCCUAAAAUGUUUCAUCAAAGUCACACUUCAAAAUAGUGACUCUAAACAAAGAAGAAAGAAGCACUGACAUCAGAUGCAUGAUAAACCAAAAUAUGAAAAAAACUGAGAUGUUAAUUAGCAUAGAAAUUGGGUGGGUUAAAUACCUGGGUGAGUUUUAUGUGACUUUUUUUUUGUUCAGAUUAACUGCUUAUAGCCUUAGAAAGCCUUUACAAAAUAAUAAUAAAAAUAGAUGUGCAUUCAAGUUUUUAAGAAUGGAUUCAUCCAAAGGAAUUCCUUUUUGUGGUUUGGAUGUUGCAGUUAAUAAAGGAUAUUUUUGCUCUGUUCAGCAAACUGCUGAAGUGGGGGCCAGGUCACUGGUAGAAUAGCAUGGAUUGGAAGAAGUGAGAGUUCAGUUCUAGAACUUUCCAUACUUCCUAGUUUACUUCAAGUUUUUAUGCUUGAGAGAGAUGCUUUCUAGUAUAAGAAUGAUGUGUUGAUUUUACUGAUUGUACUGUACAUCUAUUAAAGCCUUAGAUUAUUACAUUACGGGUUGAAACCCAUACCAAUGUAAUUUCAAUCGUGUUAAGAAAGUAUAGAUGACUUCACAUGUUAUUGUAGUCACUUACAUUAUAGACUAUUACUUAUUUUUCUUGUUAAAAUUUAGUUUUUAUUUCUUACAUUUAUUAGAUCAUUUUCAUUUUCUAUUACCAGUUGAAUACCAUUUCAGUUUGUAGAAUUUUGUUUUAUUAGAUUUUACUGAUGACUUUUUCAAAAUACAAAAAAAAUAAAAAAAUUAAAAUGUAGUUUUAUUCUUCAUAACAUAUUCAGUUUUGAACUUACAUGUAGUGUCAUGAGUAUUUGUAUUAUUGUUAACUAAAUGAUUUAUAUUUUACUGAUUUAAUAUUACAAUGUAAGAACGUCAGUCAUUGUUAGUUCUUGUCUAGUUUUCAUUAAAAGAACAAAGAUCUUUUAUAUGGAUAUCUUAUAAUUAUAUAAUCAUUGCUAAGUAAGAAGUUCAGUUGUUGCUAUCGCAACAAUCCUGGCAGACAAUUGAAUAAUAUUUUGAUGAUUUAUUUUGUUUGUAAUUAGUUAUUAUAAGAAAAUCUAGUUCCUAGAUAUUAGAAUAAAAUUUAUUUUCUACUGUAUCCAUUUCAAAUGUUAAAAUAUUGUUUAAAUAUUUUUUGAAAUCCCUGAAUAUCAGGCCUUGUUAUAAAUAAGCUGCAUAAUCAAUAGAUCAAGGGACUUUUUGUUGAUAAUCCAAAUACUCAAAGUUUACGUAACAAGAAUUAAAGUGUGUGUGCAAACUCUUGAGGGUUGAUUAUGCUGCAGUUUAGCAUGUGGGAACGUAUAGAGAGAAGGUUGACUUUUUGCACUUCUGUAUAUAGUCAAAAAAGAGAGAAACCUGUAUAAUAGUAAGAUCUUAUUUUGAAUAAAAAUGUCUAUAAUUACAAGGAGUUUUGUUAAGGUGAAUAAAAUGACAGGCUGAACAAAAUUGCUUGCAAAAGUGGCACAGAGUUAGCACUCCAUACCCCUUCAAAAAAGUUGCUUUGCUUUAUGUGGACAGCUUGUAGUUUGCCAGGAUUUUUUCAGCUGGAAAGAUAUGCCAUCCUUCCUAGACCUCAUGACUGACAAAAGCUCCACUGGUUCAAAUCUGCCUGAAAAUCAUUACUUUAAAAAAAAUUAAAAAGCAGGUACUUCAAACCAUCAAGGUGAAAUCAUGGAUUAAAUAUUCCGUACAUUAUUCAAAAUCUACUGCAUGUUUAAAGUAUCAAAAACAACAAAAAAACAACAAAAAACAAAAACAACAAAAAAACAAUCAACAAAUAUAAUAAGGAUAUAUGCUAUUCAAAACAGUUUCUGACAAUUUCAGUGGUUUAUUGUUCACAAAACAAAAUCUUCAAAACAAUAUUGACUUUCACAAAAAAUUAAAUCAUGAACAGGCAAACCAAACAGCACAUUGUAGCUGUAGUUAUGUGAUUAUUUUUUUAUUGUAAUGGUCCUGUUCUUUUAGCAGGUGAAAAACAAAAACCUAUUAAAUGUUGCUAUUUGAAUGAGAAGCACCCAAGAAACCAUGUAAUUCGAUAAGCCAAAGUUGGAAAGAAAAAUGAUUAGGCCAUUAUUUUUAUCUGGAAUAUUCAGUUUUCACACUGAUUAAUUAAUACUGUUGCACUUACUUGCAACCCUGCAAAUUUCAUCUGCUGAAAGGACAGAUGUGCUUGGUUUUACUAUUAUGUAAUCACAGACUUACUUUUUGCUUGUAGUUGCUGCAAAUUAUGUACUCUGUCCGGGGCUGCAAUUUGUUUCCAUGCUUAUUUUAUUAUUACUGCUAUAGUUGACCUUGCUGUAUGGAAAAAUAAAGUGAAAUUGCCCUAAUAAAA